Molecule: messenger RNA, 3399 nt
Organism: Danio aesculapii
Lineage: Eukaryota; Metazoa; Chordata; Actinopteri; Cypriniformes; Danionidae
Product: gastrula zinc finger protein XlCGF8.2DB-like
Exons: 3
Coding region: 114-1172 (352 amino acids)
Biological process (GO): regulation of transcription by RNA polymerase II
Molecular function (GO): DNA-binding transcription factor activity; RNA polymerase II cis-regulatory region sequence-specific DNA binding
Source: RefSeq, a predicted model, not a curated record
ACGUCAUCACGCGGCGCCGCUUCAGCGCUGUGAUUCAACUGGAGAAAGGAUAAAGUGUCCAAACACAGAGAAAAACUCCUGCUGAAGCGACUGAUCUCCACACUGUUAUAAAGAUGGCGUUUAUUAAAGAGGAGAGUGAAGAUGUGAAGAUUGAAGAAACAUUCAGAGUCAAACAUGAAGAUCUGCAGGAACAAACAGACCUGAUGGUGCUGAAAGAAGAGACUCAUCAACCGAAUGAAAUGGAAGAGAAACAGCAGUUUGAGAAACCACAAGAGAUAACGACUGAUGAAAAACCCACACUGAAUAAAAAGACUUCAUCACGCAGAAGACUUCGGAAAUCCAAAUCUAGGUGUAAUUUCAGCUGUACACAGUGUAGAAAGAGUUUCAGUCAAAAGUCAAACCUUGAUGUUCACAUGAGAGUUCACACUGGAGAGAAACCUUACACCUGCGAACAGUGUGGAAAGAGUUUUGGUUAUAUACAAGGCUUUAAAACCCACAUGAGAAUUCACACUGGAGAGAAGCCUUUCAGCUGUACACAGUGUAGAAAGAGUUUCAGUCAAAAGCCAAACCUUGAUGUUCACAUGAGAGUUCACACUAGGGAGAAACCUUACACCUGCAAACAGUGUGGAAAGAGUUUUGGUUAUACACAAGGCUUUAAAACCCACAUGAGAAUUCAUACAGGAGAGAGGCCGUUUACAUGCCAAGAGUGUGGAAAAAGCUUUUAUAAUUCAGGACACUUUGCAGUGCACAUGAGAAUUCACACUGGGGUGAGGCCAUACACAUGCAAACAAUGUGGAAAAAGCUUCAAUGAUGCAAGAAACCUUGCACUGCACAUGAGAAUUCACACUGGAGAGAAGCCUUUCAGCUGCAAACAGUGUAGAAAGACUUUCAGUAAAAAGUCAAACCUUGUUGUUCACAUGAGAGUUCACACUAGGGAGAAACCUUACACCUGCGAACAGUGUGGAAAGAAUUUUAGUUAUACACAAGGCUUAAAAACCCACAUGAGAAUUCAUACUGGAGAGAGGCCGUACACAUGCCAACAGUGUGGAAAAAGCUUCUAUAAUUCAGGACACUUUGCAGUACACAGGAGAAUUCACACUGGGGAGAAGUCUACUCUUGCCCUCAGUGUGGAAAAAGUUUUGAGAAAAAUGGCACCUUUGAAGUCCACAUGAGAAUUCACAACAAAGAGAGAAUGUAGGAAAAGUUUUUCUCAAAAACAAGAUCUUGACAUCCACAUAAGUAUUCAUACUAGAGAGACACCUUACCGAGUGUUGUAAAAGCUUCAUAUGUAAAAACGCACUUUAUUACUACAUAAGUCACACCGGAGAGAAGCCGUUUGCAUCUUCUCAGUGUGGAAAGAGAUAUACAACCGAAGCUAGCCCACAAGCUCCCACAGACCACAACAUUCUAAAUUAUCACAAUGGUCAAGCUCUUAAUAAGCCGUAUAUCUCCCUUUAGCCAUCCCUGUCUAUUAACCAUUUCUGUCAUUAGAACAGAAACAAGUCGGGGGAGUUCAUCGAGAUCUAUCUGAGCUCAAACUCCCCUCUUGCCCUGCUUAUGAGAGGGAGCCGAGGGCUCGCAGAUCUUUUGAGCUUAGGGCUCUCCCCCGGGACAACAUGCCAAACAAGUGUUAACUCUUGUAUACAUAUCAAGUUACUGAAAAUGAAAACCCUUGACAACUGUUUUGUAGUGUAGAUCAGGGCUCACAGCCCAGUACCAGGUUGUGAAAGUUGCUACCGGACUGCAAGAACGCAAAAUAACUCUAUAUGUUGAUAGACUGUGUGGCUUGUUUCAUAUGCAAACAAGUAUCAGCAUCUGAAAAGGUUUGAACCAAAUGACCUACAGGAACUACAGGACCCAACCAAAGCAGUUGGGUAAUCUCCGGGGGGUUACAUCCUUUGUUAUAAAGUAGUGUCUCACAGACUGUACUUUGAGUUAAGUUACUUGAAGACCGUCGAGUUCACUGCUGAGGAACUGCACUAUUCAUUGUCUUCAAUAAAGUGUUCUCCUUGUAAGAACUUUGGUCAGCUUACUUAUUUUAUGUAUUAGAGUCAUCUACACAUUGGGGAGUCACCCAAGAACGGUUAAGCCAAAUACAGCAAAAUCUGACUAUGUGUUUCAAGUUAUUAUGAACCAAUAACUAUAUUUGUGCACAUUGCACACUUGCCCGGCGCUGAAAAGAAAAUUAGAAAGAUUGGGGAGGAGAAAAUGUUUGGGGAGAUGCAGGGAACACUGUCCUACACCCUUAGAUGGUGUUUUUGAUCAGUCACAUUGUUUGUCACUUGCGUGAACAAACACUGAUUUGCCUCCAAUUUUGGCUUUUGUCUGCAAUUUCACAAAACUUGUUGGCGAAUGAAAGUCUGGCUAAACUCGUGUGGUGUGAACUUGCCGAUGACAGUGACCGACCAUCAGACUCCCUAAAGACCUGUUCAGACUACACAAUGUUAUUUGUUAGUUACGACAGAUCAGAUUUUUGUCAGAUUAUGAGAUUUUGACUUGAUCAAAUCUUGAUGUUUUGUGGGUAACAAAUGAAGACUUUGGUUUCAAAACACUACACAUUUAUUUUGAUGGACUAAUUUGAGAAAAGAAACAAGUUUUCUUUAUGAAGACAAUUAAACUUUCUGUAGACAACUGGUUGCCUUUAAAGAUACGCCCAUUGUUGUGCCUGGUUGGUCUUAUGACAUUAAUCGUAAGAGACACAAAAAAUCAAUGAUGUAUUCUGAUAUCCCAAUGCGUAACAGCACAACUCUUAAUGAAGAAACCAAGCGUAAGAGAAAGGAAAGGCGCCUCCGCCAGAGGGCGCGCAGGACCAACAAACCAACUGAAGGACCUCUAGCUGACCUCGCUACUCAGUUUAAACACAUAACUCUUAGUGCAUGAAUGUGUAGGCACACUAUCUAUGAAGGCUGAGCAUAUAACUGCCAAAUAAUUGACUUAUACUCGGGUGACUAUGUAUUUGUCUUCCCGGGGGAUUUUCCCACUGUUUAAAUGAUAUAUGCUCUUUGAAUGUGGAAUUUAAUUAAGAUGUGCACCUGUGUUUAUGAUUGAUCUAUGUUCUGUUUCUGAACAUUGUUUAUGGGACCUGUCUCCCAACACUGUCCCAGCUUCGAUCGUUAUCUAUGCAUGAUGAGUAUAAAAGCUGAAAUGUACAAAGCAGCUUUGCGCUUUCUGACUUCUGUAUACUGAAGUCGGUUGCCCUUUAUCCUCAACGGAGGAUAAAGUAAGGAUUUUGUUUCUGUUAUUUGUCUUUUGUUUAUUCUACUUUUUCACUGGAUUUUAUUUUAUUAAUAAAAGUAUAUUUUAUUACUUAUCUUCACUGGAGUGGACAUUGACUUCAUUUUCCAGAACCCAUCAAGUUACCCUGUGUGGUAAAGUAUGAGUCUAAUUUAUUCUUUUUGC